Molecule: messenger RNA, 1936 nt
Organism: Eucalyptus grandis
Lineage: Eukaryota; Viridiplantae; Streptophyta; Magnoliopsida; Myrtales; Myrtaceae
Product: ethylene-responsive transcription factor CRF4
Exons: 1
Coding region: 614-1534 (306 amino acids)
Biological process (GO): regulation of DNA-templated transcription
Molecular function (GO): DNA binding; DNA-binding transcription factor activity
Source: RefSeq, a predicted model, not a curated record
GGGCGGAGAAAAUCCCUCCCGUUCAUUUCCUUAAAUUCGAUUCGAUUAAGGAUCCGAAGAAGCCCCCCCGAGAUUAAGGUGUUUUCCCCCCCUCGUUAACAACAAGACAUUUCAUUUUUUCUUGGGUGUGUUUUUUCUAGGAUCCUCCUAUAAAAGAGGGAUUCUCAGUGCUUUGACUCCCCUCACUCUUUUCUAUAAUCCCCCCACUGCAAAAAUCUCCUCCAUCUCUCCUCUCCUCCUUGUCUCUGUACUGUUCCAUUUUCCGUCCAAAGGCGCUUCCUUUCUCUCUCUCUCUCUCUCUCUGUCGAUCCCGCCCGGUGGCGCUGACGAUCCCUCUCCCUGUUCCGCCGCGGCAAGAUCGUUUCUUUUUUUCUUCUCGAGGGGAGGGUGUUCUUCUUGGUUCUUGGCGCCUCCUUGAUUCCUCCCCUUUUCUUCGGUUACCACCAUCCCCAUUAAAGACCGUCUCCGUUAAAGGAGGAGAAGAAACGUAAAAGGGUCGUCUUCUCCACCUUUAAUGCUUCUCCCUCUCGACUGUUGCUGAAUCCGGACCCGCCCGUUUUCGUUCUUCACUACCCUCUCUCUCUCUCUCUCUCUCUCUAGAAACAUCUCACUCAUGGACCGGCCGUUACUGUGUCCGUGCCUGUGCCCGCCAUCUUCCUUUUAUUGUUCUUGUUCUGCUUCGAUCAACUACUCCGAGCACCGCACCGUCAGCAACAAGCUCGUCAGAGAGUCGUCGGCGUUCUCGUCGUCGUCGUCGCCGUCCAUGUCUAGGAUCGUGAGGGUCUCGUUCACCGACGAGGACGCCACCGACUCGUCGAGCGACGAGGAAGGACGUGGGCCGGCCUCGCGCUUCCGGGUCAAGAAGUACGUGAACGAGAUCCGAAUCGAGGACGAAUCUGUUCCGCGGGCCGGGAACAGGGCAGCCACCGGCGAGAGGAGAUUCAGCAACGGCAAGGCGAGGCCUAAAGUGAAGCAGCAGCAGCAGCAGGCGGUGCCGGAGGGCGGGAGGAGGUACAGAGGGGUGAGGCAGAGGCCGUGGGGGAGGUGGGCGGCCGAGAUCAGGGACCCCGUGAAGCGGACGAGGGUCUGGCUCGGCACGUACGACACGGCGGAGGAAGCUGCCCGCGCCUACGAUCGAGAAGCCAUACGGCUCAAGGGCCCAGAUGCUCAAACCAACUUUGCGAGGCCAAUGAUCAACGUCGUGACGGCGGUGCCCGACUCGGCGAAGGGCGGUGGUGAAGUUGGCCGGAACCGGAGCCUUUCCUCUCCGACGUCGGUGUUGAGGUUUCAGACGACCUAUGAAGCCGAGCCCGAGUCCAAGGCGGGCGGCGGCCGGGGCGGCUGGCCACUGGCUCAGCAGGUUCCGGAGGAGGAGGGGCUGUCUGUUGGAUCCGGUUUUCUUGAGGGGCUUCUUCGACCCGGAAAGUCCCGGCCCGGUUUUCUUGGAAGAGAUUACCGGGGCCGACUCGUUCCUGAAAGACGAUGUCGAUCAGGCGUGCUUCGAGUUCUUGGAAGAAGAUCUCGGGUCGUGUAAAUGGGACGUGGAUAAUUACUUUCAAGAUCCUUUGGCGCUUCACUGAUGUCUGAAAUGUCCAAUUCCGGAAGUGGGAUUUCAUUGAUUCCUUCGUUGUGACCGGUGGAUGAAAGAAAGCAGCCGUGAAGAAGAAACCGAAUUCGAUUCGGGCUUCAACGCGAGGCCGCCCUCCUACUGUACAAACAUUAAUCCUACAUGUUCAUAGAUUAAGUUGCAGAGGUCCCUUUUCAAGCGUUUUGGUCCUUUACCCUGAUGCAGACGUAAGGACGCUCGAGUCCUAGUGCAGUUUUGUGUACACAUUCGUGACCCGACUCAUUUCGUGUUCCGUCCUAUGCAAGUGUGUAAAUUGUGCAUGAAUUCUCUAAUCUUCAAGAAAUGCAAAUUGUGUGUAGUUUCCUUUUC